Messenger RNA from Rattus rattus (black rat), 1243 nucleotides. It is a transcript of the gene Il17d, whose product is annotated as interleukin 17D. Gene Ontology annotation, biological process: inflammatory response. The coding region runs from base 134 to 730 and encodes 198 amino acids. The transcript has 2 exons. Gene Ontology annotation, molecular function: cytokine activity. Lineage: Eukaryota; Metazoa; Chordata; Mammalia; Rodentia; Muridae. The record is from RefSeq and is a predicted model, not a curated record. Gene Ontology annotation, cellular component: extracellular region.
GCGCGGGCGGCGGCGGGCGGGGACGGCGCUCGGGGCCGGCCCGCGCGGCGCCCAUGCUCGGGGAGGGCCUCACGGUGUGCGGAGCGCCGGGCGGGUCCCGCGACGCUGAGCGCGGCCUGUCCCGCAGGUCUGGAUGCUCGUGGUCGGCUUCCUGCUGGCGCUGGCGCCGGGCCGCGCGGCAGGCGCGCUGAGGACCAGGAGGCGCCCGGCGCGGCCGCGGGAGUGCGCGGACCGGCCGGAGGAGCUCCUGGAGCAGCUGUACGGGCGGCUGGCGGCCGGCGUGCUCAGCGCCUUCCACCACACGCUGCAGCUCGGGCCGCGCGAGCAGGCGCGCAAUGCCAGCUGCCCGGCCGGGGGCAGGUCCGCGGACCGCCGCUUCCGGCCGCCCACCAACCUGCGCAGCGUGUCGCCCUGGGCGUACAGGAUUUCCUACGACCCCGCUCGCUUUCCGAGAUACCUGCCCGAAGCCUACUGCCUGUGCCGAGGCUGUCUGACCGGGCUCUACGGUGAGGAGGACUUCCGCUUUCGCAGCGCACCCGUCUUCUCUCCGGCGGUGGUGCUGCGGCGCACGGCGGCCUGCGCGGGUGGCCGCUCGGUGUACGCCGAACACUACAUCACCAUCCCGGUGGGCUGCACCUGUGUGCCCGAGCCGGACAAGUCCGCGGACAGUGCCAACUCCAGCAUGGACAAGAUGCUGCUGGGGGCCGCUGACAGGCCGGCGGGGCGCUGAUGAGACUGCCCGUCACGGUCCAGCUUCCUGCAACAGGUUCCCUGGCCCCCACAAAACCCACCCCACGAUCCCUGGCUGUUGCCCACUUUUUUCGAAAAGACAGCUACAUAAGCUUUAAGUAUAUAAAUAUUUUCAAAGUAGACACUACAUACCUGCUACUAUUUUUGAAUAGUGGCAGAAACUAUUUUCAUAUUAGUAAUGUAGAGCGAGCAUGUUGUUUUUAAACUUGAUAUACAAGCACACCAGAUCCAUCCAGUUUCCCUCUAGUAGGAUUCUCCAGCGCAUAGUCGUGGUGCUCAGAUGAACUCCCAGCCGCACCGUGCCCUGCCUCUGAGUCCCUCCUGUUGCCCAGGCUUACCAAGGUGAUCUGAAUGCUCUCAUCUGUGCACAGAAGGCCUCCCAGGCCCGUGGAGAGGGAGGGAUGGAGGGGCCAGGAACCAAAUUCCCUUUUGUUCUUUAGCAUGUGGAUGGUCUCAACCUCAUGAGGAUUAAAUUUUUUUGGUGUUAUUCUUU